Molecule: messenger RNA, 238 nt
Organism: Symbiodinium sp. CCMP2456
Lineage: Eukaryota; Dinophyceae; Suessiales; Symbiodiniaceae
Source: the annotation of a GenBank genome assembly
GCCGUGAGUGCGGGUGCCCAGUUCAUCGUGUCUCCGGGGCUGAACCCAGAGGUCGUGAACUGGUGCCUCGAGAAUGGCGUUGCUGUCAUUCCGGGCGUUGCAACUCCCACUGAGGUUGAGACCGCGCUUCGCCUGGGCCUGUCGGUGCUCAAGUUCUUUCCGGCAGAGGCCAAUGGAGGCGUUAACGCCUUGAAGGCCAUCUCCGCCCCUUAUGGGCAGAUCACCUGGAUGCCCACAG